Molecule: messenger RNA, 267 nt
Organism: Stereum hirsutum FP-91666 SS1
Lineage: Eukaryota; Fungi; Basidiomycota; Agaricomycetes; Russulales; Stereaceae
Exons: 2
Coding region: 1-267 (88 amino acids)
Source: RefSeq, a predicted model, not a curated record
AUGUCUAUCAGAACGUUGUUGUUGUUCGGUCGUGGCGGCCGCUCGUCGAGCGCUGGCCUGACGAGAAGUAUCAACGCUGAAAUUCCAAUCAUUGAGGACCCCUAUGAUUGUGGCUAUGAUAUCGUCGAAGGUGGGGCUACGUAUACUUCGGAUCAGAAGAAUGGACGAGGCGUACGUAGUUCUGCUCCGCGUUCUGUUGAGCUCUACGCCAUGGAUGAAGUCGAUGGUACCACCAUCAUCGCUCCUACGUUGUCGCCGAUUAUUUGA